Dicrocoelium dendriticum is the source of this 1277-nucleotide messenger RNA. Lineage: Eukaryota; Metazoa; Platyhelminthes; Trematoda; Plagiorchiida; Dicrocoeliidae. The record is from the annotation of a GenBank genome assembly.
CACAUACUUAUGCGCCAGCUGGAAAGAUUUAUCCACCUUGAAACUUAACAGCGGCCGCGGUCACCAGAAAGUUGUUCCUAGAACGAACACUCACGUAAAGUCAACUAGUACUGAAGAAAGCAUUCAAACAUGGACGGGAUUAAGAAGAAAAUGAUUGCCAUGAAAUUAGAGAAAGAGAAUGCGCUGGAAAGAGCAGUACAGUACGAAAGUCUUCUAAAGAAAAAAGAGGAGGAACGAGAAAAGAAGGAGGCUGACAUUGCAGAAUUGAACAAUAAGCUCAAACAGGUUCAAACCGAAUGUGACGAAAUUCAGGAAUCGCUUCAGGAGUCUUUGAACAAGAUGGAAGAGACAGACAAGCGAGCCACAAACGCCGAAGCAGAGGUUGCCUCCAUGGAACGUCGGAAUCGGCUUUUAGAAGAGGAUUUGGAAGUGUUUCAUAGCCGUCUUACGGAAACACUAGCGAAGUUGGAUGACGCGAGCAAGACGGCGGAGGAGAGUGAACGCGAACGCAAGGAGCUGGAAACAAGGUCCAUCGCAGAUGACGAGCGCCUCAGCCAACUUGAAGACCAGCUAAAGGAGGCCAAAUACAUAGCAGAAGAUGCUGAUCGCAAGUACGACGAGGCUGCUCGUAAGUUGGCGAUCGUCGAAGUCGAUUUCGAACGGGCGGAAUCACGUCUAGAAGCGGCGGAGAGCAAAAUUGUGGAAUUGGAGGAGGAGCUCCGAGUUGUCGGUAACAAUAUGAAAGCUCUCGAAAUUUCGGAGCAAGAGUCCGCUCAGCGUGAGGAGAGCUACGAGGAGACCAUCAGAGACCUAACUGAGCGUUUGAAGGCGGCAGAACAGCGGGCAGCUGAGGCCGAACGCCAAGUGUCCAAACUCCAGAAUGAAGUUGAUCACCUCGAAGACGACCUACUUGCCGAAAAGGUUCGCUACAAGGAUCUCAGUGGGGAGUUGGAUCAGACCUUCGCCGAGCUUACAGCCUACUAGUAUGUGCGCUCAAUGGGUUCUCCUGGCGUUGAUUCGAAUUAUACCUCCGUGCAGUGUUCCUCCUCUGAUUCCUUGUAGCUGGUGUUCAACGUACAGGUCAUCGCUCCUUCGGGGUACCCAGUAGACUUACUUGCACCCUCUUCUCAACCCCCUGGCGCUGUUCUCUUGUCCAGCAAAUCCGCUUAUUUACUUGGGUUUAACCAAGUUCUGUUUGAAUUUAAAUAAAUUCCUUGUUUUACCUUUUUGUUUAUCGGACGUCCUAAUUGCUAUAAUACAAUGCUGACCAAGUUCCA